Candoia aspera is the source of this 3655-nucleotide messenger RNA. RefSeq names its product PWP2 small subunit processome component (gene PWP2). The coding region runs from base 326 to 2884 and encodes 852 amino acids. Gene Ontology annotation, molecular function: protein binding. Gene Ontology annotation, biological process: maturation of SSU-rRNA from tricistronic rRNA transcript (SSU-rRNA, 5.8S rRNA, LSU-rRNA); ribosomal small subunit assembly. NCBI's taxonomy places the organism in Eukaryota, Metazoa, Chordata, Lepidosauria, Squamata, Candoiidae. Gene Ontology annotation, cellular component: Pwp2p-containing subcomplex of 90S preribosome; small-subunit processome. The transcript has 21 exons. The record is from RefSeq and is a predicted model, not a curated record.
CCGAGUUGCCUUUGCCGGCUUGGAGGAUUUGUGGAUUUGCCAGUUUUGUUGGGGGGUGGGGGGCUCCCUUGUUUUAUUUUUUCCUCUCCUCUUCCCGGUCGGUCUUCCAGUCUGUUUUUUUUAUUCCGUUGCUGCUUCCCCACAGGUUUCACAACUGGAGCGGUUUUCCAACUUGCUGGGUACAGUCUACCGAUGUGGAAACUUGAAGUUCACUCCAGAUGGAAACUCUCUGAUUAGUCCAGUGGGAAACAGAAUUACAGUCUUUGACUUGAAAAAUAACAAGUCUGAAACAUUACCACUGGCUGCCCAAUACAAUGUUGCAUGUAUGGGACUGUCUCCAGAUGGAAAUCUUGCUAUACUUGUUGAUGAAGAGGGAUCUGCCUUACUUGUCAGCUUGAUCAGUAAAUCUGUUAUCCAUCGAUUCCAUUUUCAGAAACCUGUCCAUAGUGUCUGUUUUUCUCCAAAUGGAAAAAAAUUUGUUAUUACUAAAGACAAAGUUGCACUGAUGUACCAUGCCCCAGGGAAAAAGAGAGAAUUUAAUGCAUUUGUUCUUGACACAACAUAUUAUGGUGCUUACGAUGAAACAACAUGCAUUGACUGGACUGAUGAUUCCAAAUGUUUUGCAGUAGGUAGCAAAGACAUGUCAACGUGGGUGUUUGGAGCAGAACGCUGGGUCAAUCUGGUUUAUUAUGCCCUAGGAGGUCAUAAAGAUGCAAUUGUUGCCUGUUUUUUUGAAGAAAACAGUUUGGAUUUAUACACUGUCAGCUGUGAUGGGGCUUUGUGUGUGUGGCAGUGUGAUACAGAACUAAAUGGUCUGAAACCUAGAACUCCCAAAAGCCAAUCCACUGACCAGGAAGAAUCAGCAAAAGACCUAGAUGAAGAGUUGAUAGAAACACAGAAAGGCAAAGAGGUUCAUGGAAAAGCCAGUGGAAAUGAAAAAGAAAACAAAAAGAAAGUGAAAUACUCAUGUGCUGCCAAAUACUUUUUUAACAAAGAAGGAGAUUUUAACACCCUGACAGCUGCAGCUUAUCACAAGAAAAUCCAUCUGUUGGUCACUGGAUUUGCUUCUGGAACUUUUCACCUUCAUGAGCUUCCAGAAUUCAAUCUCAUCCAUUCUUUAAGCAUUUCAGACCAGAGAAUUGCAUCCAUUUCCAUCAACAGUACUGGUGACUGGAUUGCCUUUGGCUGUGCAGGUCUGGGACAGCUCUUGGUGUGGGAAUGGCAAAGUGAGUCCUAUGUGCUGAAGCAGCAAGGCCAUUUCAACGGCAUGGUAUCGCUUGCAUAUUCACCAGAUGGGCAGUACUUAGUUACUGGUGGGGAUGAUGGAAAAGUGAAGGUAUGGAAUACCAGCAGUGGCUUCUGCUUUGUUACAUUUACUGAGCAUACCAGCAUCGUAUCUGCUGUAACAUUUACCAACUCAGGAUAUGUUGUUUUGAGUGCUUCUCUUGAUGGAACAGUGCGGGCGUUUGAUCUCCACAGAUACCGCAAUUUCCGAACUUUCACUUCCCCACGACCAACACAGUUCUCCUGCUUAGCUGUGGACUCCAGUGGAGAAAUUGUUUCAGCUGGUUCCCAGGACUCUUUUGAAGUAUUUGUGUGGUCUGUGCAGAGUGGACGACUUUUAGAUGUAUUAGAUGGUCAUGAAGGCCCCAUCAGUAGUCUGUGUUUUAAUCCAGUGAAGUGUGUUCUAGCAAGUGCCUCUUGGGAUAAAACAGUCAGAUUGUGGGACAUGCUGGAUAGCUGGAGGACCAAAGAAACACUGACACUAAGUUCUGAUGUGCUUGCUGUUGCCUUUCGUCCGGAUGGCAGUGAGCUUGCUGUAGCUUCCUUGGACGGGCAGAUCACUUUCUGGGAUCACGAAAAUGCAGGGCAAACUGGAUCAAUUAUGGGGCGACAUGAUCUUCAGAUGGGGAGAAAAGAGCUGGACAAAAUAACUGCCAAACAAGCUGCUAAGAGCAAAUCUUUUACUAGUCUGUGUUAUUCUGCUGAUGGCCAAUGCAUUUUGGCAGGAGGACUAUCAAAGUUUGUUUGUAUUUAUCAUGUCAAGGAACAGAUUCUCAUUAAGAAGUUUGAAAUAUCUUGCAAUCUUUCCUUAGAUGCAAUGGAGGAGUAUUUGGAUCGCAGGAAGAUGACUGAAUUUGGUAGCAUGGCAUUAAUAGAAGAAGGAAAUGGGGAUGAUGAUGGUGUUGUCAUUCCUCUUCCAGGAGUUAAGAGAGGUGAUAUGAGUUCUCGGCAUUUUAAACCAGAAAUAAGAGUGUCCUGCCUCCACUUCUCUCCUACUGGAAGAAGUUGGGCAGCAACCACUACAGAAGGUCUCCUUAUUUACUCUUUAGACUCUAGUCUCACCUUUGAUCCAUUUGACUUAGAAAUUGACAUCACCCCUAGCAAUAUUCGUAAAGUAUUACACCAAAAGGAGUACACUAAGGCUAUUGUCAUGGCCUUUCGACUAAAUGAGAAAAAAAUGAUUCAAGAGGUUCUAGAAACUGUGCCGUAUGAUGGAAUUGAUGUAGUCUGCUCAUCGCUUCCGGACUUGUACAUAGAAAAGGUCCUAGAAUUUUUAGCAUCUUGCUUUGAGAAAUCUCGUCACUUGGAAUUCUAUCUCAUGUGGACUCAGAAAUUGCUCAUGCUGCAUGGAUGCAAGUUAAAAACAAGAUCAGAAAAACUGCUGCCUACUGUUCAGUUUCUACAGAAGAGCAUUCAGAAACAUUUUGAAGACCUUUCUAAACUUUGUGAUUGGAAUUGUUAUAACAUGAAAUACAUUCUAUCUAUUUCACAACAACGGGGUAUGAAACGCACAGCAGAAGACUCUGAAAAUAAUGAUUUGAAAGAUUUGGAAGACUCCAGUGAUGAAGCUUUUAUGGAAGAAUCAGCUGUACAUUUAUAGAAGUAUGACACUUCUUUCCAUGCAUAAAUUUAAACAGUGCUAUUCACUGAGAACUUCAUAGCCCUUGAAGUGGCCUAUUUUUUAUAGGUGAUUUAAAUGUGAAACAAUCAUGUUGGAGAAAAGAGUUUGCCUUUUGUACACUUUUUUCAGUAAUUGUAUAGCUGGACGUAUGUAUGGUCACUAAAUCCCAACCAUGGCUUUUUUCUUGCCAUUAGACAUGUAUUGUAAUUCUGUUAUAGAUUACAUGAAUCAAAAGUGUUCCUACCCAUGUCCAAUGCUCACAUAGUUGGUGAUUUGCAAAUUACCUAAAUGACCUGUUACGUAAAAUCACUUCUAUAAAAUAAAAUAUAUGGCUAUGGGAAGAAGAUACAAGGACCAAAAGAAUGAAUUGAAUAGAUCCAGAUUUUUACAUUUUGCAAACAAAACUGAAGAUCAUUUAUCUUCUUAAAAUAACCACAGAUUUUCUAGAAAUCCUUUGUAGAAACUUACAGGCACAGCUUAUUCAAAAUUUCACAGUAGAAACAGUAAAUAAUUGAAAGUAUGUUGAAAAGUUUCACAGGAAGGGUUUGGACUCCAUAUGCAGUGUAAUCACUUUUGUUAAGUAUGUUAUAGUGUAUCUUAUUAGUGGUAGCAAAAAAUGCUUUGGAAUUCUGGUUCCUAAUACUGUAGUCUGAAUGGAAAUUAUGAAGAAAUUCUACUGGUUUAACAGUAGAAAUGCUUUAGACCUACAGGCUACAAUCAGUGAAGUUAUUUGUACUUGUUGCCCUGGAA